AUGUCUGGCGCUCGCGAUGCCUCCGUCGAGCCUGUCGGGCCUGCCGAGCCUGUCGAUCUUUCUGAAUCCACUGACACUGUUGACCCUGCGCCCAACAGGCCUGACAACAUCGAUGACUUCAAGGAUUCUGGUGAUGCCUGUGAUGGAUCCGAAGACGCGAAUGACUCGGAUCAGUCUGAUAGCCCUGAUGACUCUGAUGACUCUGAGGAAUCUGUUUAUGUUCCUUUCCUGUCCUGGAAAGACUCCGUCUCGGAUGUUUAUGUUCCUCCGCCGUUGACAAAGGACUCUGAAACGGCACUUCAGAGUAAGAUCCCGUUGCUUCAAAAGAUUGAAGCUAUAUACUCGUCUAUCGUCGUGCCCGUUGGUUCAGAAUCUCGUUCCUGGUGUCGCCUGGGUAUGGGAUGGAAGAAAAUGACGUGGUGGAUGUAUGGUCUUCUAUACAGUAUGAGUGAUGACUCUCUAAUGCGGCUGUCACAAGACCCUAAGCUGAUUGAGACGGUCUGUGACUCCGCCAAGGAGUUUCUUCUACUAUGCUCGGGACAUGUGUCCAUCCGAUACCGUCAUUACCGGGAUAAGCCUCUGAUGUCAUGGGACGCCAUACAUUCAAGACACACCUUGCACGACGGGGAGCGAGGCGAAGCUGUCUGUGCUAUCUCUGGUAAGCGACACGCUCUCUGCAAGACGUAUAUCAUGCCAUUCGACACCAACUCUAGCCCAGGCUCGACACGCCUGCUUCAGCAGCUCUUCGGGGUUCCUGAAAUACUGUUCGGUCCUACCUUUACAGCGCGUGCUCGCGAGCUACUGGCGUCAAGGGUCGGCAACUCCCAUACCAAGUGGAAUAUCAUCACGCUUAAUCUCUACCUCGGUCGCCUCUUCGACGACGGGUAUCUCGCACUGCGCCCAAUCGCCCUCAAAAGCAGCAACACAAAGGGUAGAGAAGAGCAUACUGUAUACUUCUCUGUGCACUGGCUGUUUGAAAACGAAGUUGUCGCCAACCAUUACAUCUCCUCCCCCAGAAAGGCGGACAUCAAAUCAAUGCUGAGGACAGAUACCGUGUUCAACAAACAGCGAUCUGGCAUAUGCGAAACUAAUACGGUUACUGGUGAGAAAAUUCUCGACAACCAAGUAUUCUCUAUUGCACACCGCGACCAUAGGCAGGCGGAGAACAUGUACAUCAUGCUAGCUUUUCGAUGGGCUGUUAGUCUGGCUCUAUGCUUAGCUGGCGGCGUGGGGAUGUGGGAGGUGGACGCGGAGACGGACUCCGAGUCCGACUUUGGGCGGGAAGAAACAAAGAGUGGUCCCGAGAGCAGAGGGCGGAAGAAGGGGUUCGAUGGCUUGCGAUAUCUCAUGGAAAUUGAUCAUGUCGACAUGUUUUCGAUACUUGAAGCCAUGACGACGGCGGUGGGAAUAGCGUCGCUCCACAAGCCCGUUCGAGGAUCGCAAAUCGCGCUGUUUGCCGUGAACCGUCAAAGGUGUUGCGACACUGUCCGUUUCUGGAUGCCUCCAGCAGACCACCGUCGAAAUGAACAAGCGAUCUGGAACUGCUCCCACGUCACGUCCAAGCGCAAGAUCCAGAGCAAACACGACGUAUACCGCGUCCUCGGUGCCUCAACUCUUGUCCAAGCCGGUAGUGGCCAUUCGGUAAAGCACAAGCUCGAGGUCCUCUGUGGAUUUACUAGCCUCGGGGAGUUGCUGAAAGGUUUGGAGGAGACGCCCUUUGACGUCGACGCAGAGGAGUACGCCGAGCUGGUCAGCUUGACACCAGACGACAUCAGACCGAUCAUGCAGGCAGCGAGAGCCCCGGCCGGUGUCCAGGACAUCAACGAGCAGUUCACGCACCACAUCUCGAGAGGACUCCUGUGGGCGUUCUACGCCAUGCGAGCGGGCCCGCAGUACUCGGCCCCGGAGUCGCGCUUCGCCAUGGUCCGCUUCUUCUGCUACGACUCACCCAAGCUGGCGCUCAUCCUUCUCGAGGCACUGCAAGCCCAGGAAGUAGGCGAGCGCAUCAUCGCAUACGGGGUCACCCCACUGGCAUGCGCGUAA
Cordyceps militaris CM01 is the source of this 2043-nucleotide messenger RNA. RefSeq lists its product as uncharacterized. The record is from RefSeq and is a predicted model, not a curated record. Bases 1 to 2043 code for a protein of 680 amino acids. The transcript has 6 exons. Lineage: Eukaryota; Fungi; Ascomycota; Sordariomycetes; Hypocreales; Cordycipitaceae.